UGACAAGUACUAAAGCAAAGUGUACCCACCCUCGAUCUCUCCAAGACGAUCUCGCUCACCCCAGCUCAAGCAGGUGCAGUAGUAGCCGGAGCAGUUGUUCUCACAGCCCUCUUGAGUUUCGCGCUAUAUUUCUUAGCCAUGAAAAUCAAGAAGAGAAAGGAACGAGACAGUUAUUUGGACGAGAAGGAUGUUGCGAGUAGUCGGAAGAAACUGCCUUCAAGAUUAAGCUCAACGCUCCGUACCGGAAAUGCGAUGAUGAUCAAAUUCAAUCCACCGAAAUCCUCAGAUGCACCUCCCCCUUCCAAGUUCGCAAUCCGUCUCCCAGAAGACCUUCCAGACACUUCUUCAUCCUCCGGCAGGAAAGAGAUGCCCCAAUCAAUAUCCCGGGAGACCAAUCUUCUAAAAAAUUCGUCAUCUUCCACUUAUUCGGAUCCUCCAACCUGGCCUCUGAUGUCGACCAGCAGGCGAGAAAUUGACAUAUCUGCGACCCGACCUAUAUCAACAGAGUUCACAUUCUGGCCUCUCCAAGUCGAUGCGAUCAAGCACACUCGCGAUGCAUCCCCUGUUCCUCGGUCUCCAGAAGCUAGGAGAGAGUCGCAAACUCUAAAUAUUCUGGAUACUGGGAAGACAGAUGACAGCACUCCAUAUAUAUCUCUAGCACUCAAGGAAACGUUCGGUGAUCUUGAAGUUGAUCCGGAUCGAAAUGCGCGCGAAGAGGCCGAGAAGAAUACAGAGAUCGUCGCGUCACCACGGCGGGAACAGACUCAUCACAGGAGGGAACGCCCUGAUGAAAUAGUCUUUAGCCCCUUUGAGGGCCAGAUUGAAGAGCUAGCUCUAGAACAAGUUAAUGAAGCACAGAUUUCAGAGCCCUUGGUGGAGGAGCCAUUGGUAGAGGCGAGACCUGUAUCGGAGACACCGGAAAGGGAAUCGUAUUCGGAGACUGUGCAAUUUUUCAAAACUCUCGAAAGACCAGUCAACCGAUUCAAAGAAUCCGCGCAAGAACCUGCCGACAAUUCUACUAGGGAGUCUUCAAGCCAACUAACGCCAAAAACCUUGCACGAACCGCCCGAAAGACCCGGCGAGGCACCCGGGGAGCCAAGACUGGAGCAAAGGUCCUUCGAAAAACUCCCUCAAUUGACCAAAAUUCCUAAAACAGAAACAUUGGCUCUACUGCAAGAAGAAGGCCAGGUCAGAUCCAGUACCGUGCCGGAAAUCGAUAGGCUGCUCCGUAUCGUCGCACAAGAAAACGAUCUUCUUGCUGACAAGCCUUUGUUUUGGAGUGAUUUCAGGCCAGUAGCGGAAGAGGUUAAAAUGGCAAUGGAGAUGCCACCAGUGAGGGAGCGCGAAGUUGUUGUAGAGGCUUCACCAACCAUAGAGCAAAUCGAAGUUAUUGCAAAUGACAGCCAAAGAGGAAUGGCCUUAUCUCCAUUUCCUCGCAAGCCAGCUGUGGACGUCCCCUCUGUCGAACCAGAACUCUUCUCUCCAAAACAAGAAGAGCUUGAAUUCUUGACACAAAGAGAGCAAUCACCACCUCCACAUUCGCCCACAGAGGAAAAAGAGAUCUUGCCACUCCGAAUGAACCGCCAAAUACGGAAUAUCACCUCCAUAAUCGCUGAGCACGAGGCGACUUCCGAGCUCCAAGAGCCAAAUCCAGAAGAAGAAGUCGACGACUGUCAAGCAAGAGGACGCUCAAUGCUCCGAACCUCAGAUAUAAUCGAAGCCCGACUUUCUGCCAUAAUACGCACCAAAUAUUUGCCACUAUUGAACACUGCCCCGCAAGAACUCAGUAAAGAGGAGAGGGACCAAACCAUCUCCCCAUUGAGGAGAAAUCCCGUUGACCUCGCCACUGUUCUAGAUCAAAGAAACAGAACUUUGUCGCCCCUCCAACAGAACCCUUUAACGUCUACUCUAUCUAUAAAGCGGAAAUCCCGCACCCUCUCACCGCCUUCUCUACCCCGCCUCCACCCUGUCUCUCCUUCACUCUCACGAGAAGAAUCGCCACUCCGCCGAACCCCCCCGUCCCCCAUACCAUCUCAACCCCUAUCCGCUCAAGAAUCCAUUUUCGCUUCAAACACGGCAUCGAGACCGCAAAGCAAUUUUGCCUUCAGUCAGACGCUGUCGAAGUUCCAGAGUCUAGCAGAGCAGGGGACGAUAAAUGGCAGACAGGCAAGCACGGAGGUUACACAGAGAGCUAUUGCGGGCAUCUUUAUUCCGGGGAGUUUGAGGGAGCAGGCUGUGAGGAAUUUGAGUAAGAGUCGGGAGAGGAGUGCUUCUGAAAAGAGGGGAAUUUGAUAACAUAUAAGAUAUAAUAAGUGGUGGGGCGAGGGGGUGAUUGGAGAUCGAGUUGAACUGAGAAAGAGCAUUUUGAAAUGCUGUAAUCACACCCAUUUGAAAUUUUGAACACUGUAGUGUAUUUCUUCCACCUGAAGUAGGUAGUGAAGUCGGUGACUUUCACCAUUCA
Molecule: messenger RNA, 2461 nt
Organism: Hyaloscypha bicolor E
Lineage: Eukaryota; Fungi; Ascomycota; Leotiomycetes; Helotiales; Hyaloscyphaceae
Exons: 1
Coding region: 139-2292 (717 amino acids)
Source: RefSeq, a predicted model, not a curated record